UGCUAGCUCACUGUUCACGUCCGAGUUUGGUACGUGGCAAGUCAGAUGGAUAGUGUGAUAUAUACCGGCUAGGAUAUCGAUGGCCGAAGUAAGAGUGGACAUAUCGGGGACUAGUCCUGUCAAGCCAGCUGGCGCCAAGAAGAAAACGGUGAAGUUCGUAGCCAGCUCAAAGAAGUUCAAAGUGAUAGAUAAGCCGCCGUCAGCACUGGGCCUUCCCAAGAUCACUGAUGACGUUACACCCCAAUUAGGGGACAGAGUUGCUUUUGAUAUCAAUAACGAUGAAACCGUCAUUCCCACGUCGACAGAUUGGCCCUCAUUGAAGACUGAAGAAGUUGAUCGUGUUAACUUCAGUGUCAGUGCACACUGCGCUUCGACAGAUCCAAGUGACAAGGAAGACGAACCCAAGACCAGCAGUUUGACCGACCUGAGUUCCUCUAGUGCGUUUUCUGUACGAGUCCGGCGCGCAUCUCAACCGUCCAGGACCAAGCUGAGUCCGGCCGCACUGAAGGCUCGCUGUGUCCGCCGGAGGCUGAACAGGUUGUCCGGAGGGGAUCUGUUCCACCUCUACACCAGGCGGUUUAUGAACACCUUCCUCAGGAGACAACCUCCGAGGCAGGACGGGAACAUCAUCAGCACGAAACCUGACACACAGACAGGGGGAAAAUCUGAUGCGUGUACUGCCAUCCCCUCCGGAGUUCCAGGAACUACCGCGAUGGAGAAUUCCGGCGAUACGUCUCAAGAAGAGAUGAAGCAGAGUCUUGACACUCCUGAGGAAAGUUCUAAAGAGUUACCAGCGGUGUUCACAGAGGUAGACGACGAAAUCCAGUUCCGAAGCGAUCGUGUUGAUCCAUCUCAAGGCUUGGUAGAACUGGACAACUGUUAGAUGUACUAUAUCACAUAUAAUAUAUUACACAAUGUCGUCGCACCCGAAUGGUCGUCGUUCAACUACAUAUCGUCACUAUAACCAGUAAUGACACAGACAUAUCGUCACGUGUGGUAACUGGCGGGGACACAAGUUCUUGAAUAAAACACAGGUCUUCCCUGCCAACCAACUUACCAAAUAACUCUGUAGUGGAACGUCAACUUCG
This is a messenger RNA of Branchiostoma belcheri (Belcher's lancelet), 1088 nucleotides long. RefSeq lists its product as uncharacterized. Bases 80 to 883 code for a protein of 267 amino acids. NCBI's taxonomy places the organism in Eukaryota, Metazoa, Chordata, Leptocardii, Amphioxiformes, Branchiostomatidae. The record is from RefSeq and is a predicted model, not a curated record. The transcript is spliced from 2 exons.